GCGCACUGGCCGCUCAGCGGGGGCCACGACCAGGAUGGCGUGUGCUCCAGGAGCCCUCAGUCACCGCGCACUCUGGGCCGUGGCCUGGGGACUCCUGCUGCUGGUCCCCGUGCUCGCAGGGGCGCAGCGUGGCAGGAAGAAAGUCGUGCACGUGCUGGAGGGCGAGUCCGGUUCCGUGGUGGUGCAGACGGCGCCGGGGCAGGUGGUGAGCCACCGCGGUGGUACCAUUGUCUUACCCUGCCGUUACCACUACGAGGCGGCCGCCCACGGUCACGACGGCGUCCGCCUCAAGUGGACGAAGGUGGUAGACCCUUUGGCUUUCGCCGAUGUCUUCGUGGCUCUGGGUCCCCAGCAUCGAGCCUUUGGUCCCUACCGAGGGCGGGCCGAACUGCAGAAUGACGGACCUGGGGAUGCCUCCCUGGUCCUCCGAAAUGUCACCCUUCAGGACUACGGGCGCUACGAGUGCGAGGUCACCAAUGAGCUGGAGGAUGACGUCGGCAUGGUCAAGCUGGAUCUGGAAGGGGUGGUCUUCCCCUAUCACCCGCGCGGAGGUCGCUACAAGAUGACUUUCGUAGAAGCGCAGCGUGCUUGUGCCGAACAGGAUGGCAUUUUGGCGUCCGCAGAGCAGCUGCAUGCGGCCUGGCGCGACGGCCUGGACUGGUGUAAUGCGGGAUGGCUACGCGAUGGCUCGGUGCAGUACCCAGUGAGCCACGCCCGGGAGCCUUGUGGCGGGACUGGGAGCACUGGGGCUGGUGGCGGCACCAACGGGGGCGUGCGCAACUAUGGAUAUCGUCAUAACGCCGAGGAACGCUACGAUGCCUUCUGCUUCACAUCCAACCUCCCAGGCCGCGUGUUUUUCCUGAAGCCGCUGCGACCUGUGGCCUUGGCCGGGGCGGUGCGCGCGUGCGCGGCGCGGGGUGCCACAGUGGCCAAGGUCGGGCAGCUGUUCGCUGCGUGGAAGCUGCAGCUGUUGGACCGCUGCACUGCAGGAUGGCUGGCGGAUGGCAGCGCGCGCUAUCCCAUCGUGAAUCCGCGAACUCGCUGCGGAGGUCCUCGGCCCGGCGUGCGCAGCCUCGGUUUCCCUGACGCCUCCCGACGUCUCUUCGGUGUCUACUGCUACCGCGCUCCAGGUGCCCCAGAUCCGGCUCCAGGCGGCUGGGGCUGGGGCUGGGCCGGCGGAGGAGGUUGGGCUGGAGGGUCGAGGGAUCCGGCUGCCUGGACCCCGCUGCGUGUCUAGAUCUGGGAGGAUGCGUGUUUGGGGGUGUUUGUGGCUGAUCCAGUGGCCUCAUGCACCCCUGGAUACCGACCACGUCUCAGAGUCUCAGAGAUUCCUUGGACAUAUGACACACACCCCUGCGGUGCACUGCAGACUGAUCUAACUAUCUGUGGUCUUUGGACAUUGACCACACCUAAGGUCUCCUGGAUAAGCGACCUACCCCUGCGGUGAGCUGCAGGCUGACCCACUUGUGGUCCUUGGUCGCUGACUGUUGCCCUCUGAGGAUCCCCUUUGGACAGUGGAUGUCUCAUCUUUCUGACUUUGCCUCUCCCUAACCCCCGGAACCCCAGUAGAUCAGCAAGACUAUGGUUCCCUAAAGAUGAGCCACCCUUCUAUGGCCUUCUGAAAAACAGGUGGACACCCCCCCUCAGUCACCUGGAGGCUGGACCCCCAGGAUUAACUGGAGACCUGCCCCUAAUCCUUCUGCAUUUCCUGGGAGCUGGAAAACUGGUCUUGGACAGUCAGCUGUACACUGCUCCCGUCACCUGGUGAAGAAACAGAAAAACGGCAGAUCACAAGGAGAUCGUGCCCUGUACAGGACAGACCCAACACCUCUGGCGUCGCGAGAGUGUCCUCAGCUGGCUCCAGGAAUUAUCAAGCGGCCAUGCCUAUCCCUCAGGUUUUUCCUCUGGCCAGAGAGUAGACUCACUUGAAUGUCCCGUCCCCGGGCUCCUUGGGGAAUGUCACCAGAGAGGUUAUUCCCUCAGGCCAGAAACCCCUAAAUAUCUGACUUGCAGAGACAAGCUGCUCGGCUUCUUAAGGUCACACAGGCCACCAGUGCAGCCUUACCAGGCUCACCGGCUAUACCCACGGAAAUGGCACAUUCUGCCUUCCUCUGUAACCAUGGUUGCUACACUUUUCCUUUCUUACUGGCCUAAAGCCUAGACACCUAUGACUUCAUUCUUGUCUGUCCUUGCCCUGGGGACCACUGUGGAGAUGGUCUUCCCCACUGAGUAUCCUCAGGGUAACCCAACAUUCAGUUCUCCAGGCCUCUCCACAGAAACAGCUGUCCCUUUCCCAAAAUGCAGCUUCUGUUUCUCUCUGUUGCCCAAGCCCCGCCCCUAGACAGUUUGAACUGGCGGACUGUUGCCAUGGAGACCAAACCACUGGUGUCCAAGGUAACGGAAUACCUGUCCCUUCAAGGCUUUCCCCUCCAGGGUCCCAUCCUGUCCAACUGUUGCCAUAGAGAACAUCAGUGUCUCCAUGACAACUGACCUGCAGCACUCAGGAACUUCUUGCUAUGGGCAGAGUCCCUCUGACUGGCGCUGCCUGCUUUGUUCCUCAGGCGCCUGACAAAUCCUUCUUCAGAUGGGCCUAAGCAGGACUCUGCUUCAGGACUCAUGCCAUCCAUUUGCAUGCUAACUUUACUCCACCCAGCAGCUGAGCACGAACCGCCACUGCAACCCCCGCCAGCAUUUUAAAUGUUCUCCCUGCAGACAAGGAAACUGAGGCUGUGGUACUGCAAAGGCCAACCUUUCCUUCAUGGAGAUCGAGGAGGGCAGACUCUCCCUGAAACCACCACUUCUGAGGACCCAUGUGUGUUCAAGGGUCAAGACCAACCCAAAUGCAGGAGCCUCCAGGUGUCAGAUGCUGCUGGGACCAGCAAGUACCCUUGCCCACACACCUUCCUGCCUGCCCCAUCUGCCUCGGCUCACUCCACCCCUGUCUGGAAGCUAAGGGGCUGUGGGCUCCAGUCACACCUUUUGUUCUAACGUGUGCAACCAAAAACUUAUCCAGGCUCUUCUCUGGGCUAGGAUUGUUCUGAGGUCCCCAGCAGCAGCCUGCAGCCCAGGUUCAAUAAACUUUGUUCUUUCUGGUGAGUGUGAAACAAGGCUGCAGGUCCCUGUCAGUGCAGUGGGCUUCUCGGUUCAAAAGCAGCUCUUCUCCCUUUCACUGCUCCAGGGCCCUGUGGGAUCCUGUCUGACCUCCCCAUGGGCCCUGGGGCAUGUGUGCACACACAUGAGUCAUAGUAACAUGGCAUCUAAAAAACCUUAAGUAGGAUCUGGCUGUAGAAAUGAGGUAGCCAUCUGUAUUUUUAUUUGUUUGCCUAUUUAUUUCAUUUUUUUGAGACAGGGUUUCACUGUUUAGCCUUGACU
Molecule: messenger RNA, 3372 nt
Organism: Mus pahari (shrew mouse)
Lineage: Eukaryota; Metazoa; Chordata; Mammalia; Rodentia; Muridae
Gene: Hapln4
Product: hyaluronan and proteoglycan link protein 4
Exons: 5
Coding region: 35-1237 (400 amino acids)
Biological process (GO): cell adhesion
Molecular function (GO): hyaluronic acid binding
Source: RefSeq, a predicted model, not a curated record